UAGGAUCUGCGCAAAAUUAUUCCAGUCUAGGUUUUAUUAACGAAAGCGAAAAUUGAAACAUGGCAGGUGGGCAUAGAUCAAUUUUAAAACAAAAAAACAAAAGCCAUAAUCAUGGCAAACACAGAAGCAAGAGAAAUUUAAAAAGAGAGGCUCAUGGAAAAGUCAAUGUUAAACAAAUAACUAAAGAUAAGAAGAUAAAAGAAGUAUUGCGCCAAGAGGCAGCUGUAAAGCGAGUUGAUGGCAGGGGAAAUACUCUUGAUGAAAAGCGAGGAGUUGCAACCCUUCCACCUCGAUUAGUGGUUGUAGUCAGCCUUGAGAAGUCCGUUAACACAACAGCUGUAGUAGAUUUACUUAAAGAAGCAGAUCUGACUGCAAUAACCAACAAAAGUGAACAGAAUGUCUUGCACGUCAGUGCAUGCAAAUUAAAAAAUCGAAUGUGUUUUAUUACCCCGGAGUAUGGGAACCUCCAAGAAUUAUUGGAUGCCGCCAAAGCUGCGGAUGUUGUUUUGUUUGUUGUUGGGGAAGAUGGAAUGGACAAAUAUGGAGAGCAUUGUUUAGCCUGUGUUAUGGGUCAAGGCAUCCCAGCCAGCGUGUUUGCAUGCCAGGGACUCUCAAAAUUAAGUAAAAAGAAAACAUCAGAUGCCAAGAAAUUAAUAGACAAACAAAUAGAAAAAAGUUUUCCAGACUGCAAAUUCCGCACGAUUGACACAUGGCAGGAUGCACAGGCCCUUUGGAGACAAGUAGCAAAUUUAGCGCUAAAACCAUUGCAUUUUCGUGAUUCUCGUCCUUAUCUUCUUGCUGAAAAGUUAGAAUUUGAGCAAAAUGUUGAGAACGAUGCUGAUGCCACUGAAGAAAUAAAUGAUGCCGUCUUUGGUACGCUUAAACUGAGUGGCUACUUAAGAGGGAAAAGUUUAAAUGUCAAUAAGCUCGUGCAUUUACCAGGAUGGGGAGAUUUUCAAAUGUCGCAGAUAGACCAGUCUGAUGACCCCUACCCUUUAGUUGUAAAAGGAAAUAAAGACAGAAGAAAAAAAGAGGAUGGAACUGAUGAUGAGAUGAAAGAAGUGACACCCAGGAGUUUUUGUCUAGCCAAAGCCACAAACCCUGAAUCUCUUCAGUCUGAAGUUAUUCCUGAUGAAAUGGACCAGGAACAAACAUGGCCAACAGCUGAAGAGUUGGGAGAGGACAAACCUGUCAAAGUGAAAUCUUUAAAAGGAGUUUCAGAUUAUCAGAGAAAUUGGAUAUUGGAUUUAGAAGAUGGUUCAGCUGGCAGUGAUGACAGUGAAGAUGAGACAAUGGAGGAUGAGAUGAUGGCUGAUGCCAAAAAACCUGAAGGCAGUGAUGAAGAGUUGGAAGAAGAAGACGAGGGUGGUCUCGAUGCAGCUACAGCAACUGAAGUUGAUGAAAAUGAAAAUUAUGAUGAUCAGAUAGACUUAGAUGAGGAUAAAAAAAUGUAUGAACGUAUGAAAGAAGAGAGGCUGCAUGUGCACUUCCCUGAUGAGAUAGACACCCCAAUUGAUGUUCCAGCUAGAACGAGAUUCGCUAGGUAUCGUGGUAUGGAUAGUUUUCAAACAACGGUUUGGGAUCAUAAUGAUUCUCUUCCCUACGAUUAUGCUCGUAUUUAUAGAGUCAAUAAGCAUCAUUAUAAAAGAUUAAAGAAAAUCUCUGUCGUUGACCAAGAAGAUGAUGCAACUGAUAAUCUUCUUGCUGAGCCUGGAAACUACAUCACAGUGCAUGUGAAAAAUGUUCCAAAGUCUUUUAUGGAUUUCCACAAACCUGGGAACCCUGUUACACUGUUUGGGCUUUUUUCCAAUGAACAGAAGAUGACUUUGAUCAGUGCUCUCAUAUCCAGGGCACCAGGUUUUAAAAGCCCAGUCAAGGCCAAAGAUCCUCUUGUCUUUCAAAUAGGAUUUAGGCGGUUUUCAUCCUGCCCUAUUUUCUCGGAGCAUUCUUACCAGAAUAAGUUUAAAAUGGAGAGGUUCUUGCCUCAACAAGGUUUUAUUGUUGCUUCAAUGUUUGCUCCAAUUAUGUUUGCACCUGCGCCAGUUCUUGUGUUUAGGGAAAAUGUAAUGCAGAAGUAUGAUCUUGUGGCUAAAGGAUCCCUGAUGCCACUAGACACAGACAGAAUUGUGAUCAAGAGAGUCGUCCUCAGUGGUGCACCUUUCAAGAUAAACAAGAGAUCUGUUGUUGUCAGAUACAUGUUCUUCAACAGAGAGGACAUAGAAUUCUAUAAGCCCAUAGAAUUAAGGACAAAAUAUGGAAAAAGAGGACAUAUCAAACAAGCAUUAGGAACCCAUGGGCACAUGAAGUGCACAUUCAAUGGGCAGUUGAAAUCUGAAGACACUGUGCUGAUGAAUCUGUACAAAAGGGUCUACCCUAAAUGGAGUUAUGACCCCUGUGUCAAUAUUCUACCUCCUGUAAUGGAAGAUGGCAGUGUUGAGGAAAGUGAUGAAGAAAUGGAAAAAGAACCAGAAAAGGGAGAGGCAUUUAAAUUGUUUGAUUAAAGCUUUUUUUUUGUCAUUGUUUAUUGUAUGUAAAAAUCACAUUUUUUACACAUUAAGAUGAAUUUUUGGGAAAAUGAAAAAAGGAUUCAGACAAUAAGGAAUGGUCUUUCAGAUGUUUAAAAAAAAUUAUGAAACAAUCCUCUAAAAUGUUUUUAAAGUAUAAAAUCUGUAUUGUGUUUACACAUAGUAUGUAAAUAGAGAUAAUUUCACAAAUAAAAAGAUG
Molecule: messenger RNA, 2724 nt
Organism: Physella acuta
Lineage: Eukaryota; Metazoa; Mollusca; Gastropoda; Physidae
Product: pre-rRNA-processing protein TSR1 homolog
Biological process (GO): endonucleolytic cleavage of tricistronic rRNA transcript (SSU-rRNA, 5.8S rRNA, LSU-rRNA); ribosome biogenesis; maturation of SSU-rRNA from tricistronic rRNA transcript (SSU-rRNA, 5.8S rRNA, LSU-rRNA)
Cellular component (GO): nucleus; preribosome, small subunit precursor
Molecular function (GO): GTP binding; U3 snoRNA binding; GTPase activity
Source: RefSeq, a predicted model, not a curated record